Messenger RNA from Prosopis cineraria, 1302 nucleotides. RefSeq names its product ubiquitin-conjugating enzyme E2 32-like. The record is from RefSeq and is a predicted model, not a curated record. Lineage: Eukaryota; Viridiplantae; Streptophyta; Magnoliopsida; Fabales; Fabaceae.
UGGUAUCAUCUUCCGGAUGAAGCAUAAAACUUUCGCUGGUGUUCCGUUCCCUGCUCGGCGAUUUACGACGUGUGGAGGUGGAGGUGGAGGUGGUGUUUUGACCCGGUGUUGACAGUGCCGACGAAGUUGGAGGCUUCGCUUCUGUUGAAAUUUAUAUCGAAUUUUGUGAACGAAGUUUGAGGUUGAGGACUCAUGGCGGACAAGUACAAUUUGAAGAACCCGGCGGUGAAGCGGAUCCUACAGGAGGUCAAGGAGAUGCAAUCGAACCCUUCUGAUGAUUUCAUGAGCCUGCCACUUGAGGAAAAUAUAUUUGAGUGGCAAUUUGCAAUUAGAGGACCUGGUGAUACUGAAUUUGAGGGUGGUAUUUACCAUGGGCGUAUCCAGUUGCCUGCAGAAUAUCCGUUCAAACCACCUUCCUUUAUGCUAUUGACGCCUAAUGGACGUUUUGAGACCCAAACCAAGAUUUGCUUGAGCAUAUCAAAUCAUCAUCCUGAGCAUUGGCAACCAUCAUGGAGUGUAAGGACUGCUUUAGUCGCUCUGAUUGCAUUCAUGCCCACCAACCCAAAUGGUGCAUUGGGCUCGCUAGAUUACAAGAAAGAAGAGAGGCGUGCCCUAGCCAUUAAAUCUCGGGAAGCACCUCCAAAAUUUGGGACUCCUGACCCAAAACUGAUUGAUGAGAUACACGAGUAUAUGCUCAGCAAAGCACCCCCUGUUCCUCAACUCAGCCCCUCAGAGUCUCCUGAUGAAGAACACCUUAAAACUGAGGAAACCGAGGCCCAGAUUAAUCCACAAAAUCAUGAGGCUAUGCCUGCAAGACAGGAGCUUCCUGUUCAAGCAAUGGAUGAUGACAGGAUUCUUGAAGAACAAAAUGCUGCAACUGCAAAUCCUAACCCUGGAGUAGUUGAAGCUUCCAGGGAGAUUCCAUCCAGUGUGCCUCUCAAUCAGGUGCAUCAAAAUUCAGAUUCAAGGGUUCAGAAUCCAAAGCCAGAAACAAGGGUCCAAAAACCUGACGAUCGCUUGUUCACUAUGGCUGCCAUAGGACUCACUAUUGCUAUUGUGGUCCUUUUGCUGAAGAAGUUCAUUACAUCUACCGAACAUGGUGCAGUUUUCAUGAAUGGAUCUUGAGAUAUAUAUUCAUUGCCGUUUGCUGGCUCCAAAGAAAAAGGCUUUCUGGCCUCAUGUAGUUAUAGAAAUGUAUCGUCUAAUUAUACUUAAUCAUUUUAAGUAAUGCUAUAAUGUACUAAUAAAUUGCUAGCACUUGUUUCAGGCUCCAAUAAGAUUUAUUUUUUGGGCCCCCUUUUA